Paramecium tetraurelia is the source of this 885-nucleotide messenger RNA. RefSeq lists its product as uncharacterized. Gene Ontology annotation, biological process: protein dephosphorylation. The record is from RefSeq and is a predicted model, not a curated record. Lineage: Eukaryota; Ciliophora; Oligohymenophorea; Peniculida; Parameciidae. The transcript is spliced from 3 exons. Gene Ontology annotation, molecular function: protein phosphatase regulator activity.
AUGAAUUAAGAAGAGAAAAAAAAUGAAAAUAAAGAACCAGAAGUGAAGGAUAACGUCGAGGAUUUUGGCAUUAAGGUGUUAUCUGCAGAGGAAUAGAAAAAGAUUAUGUUACAAAUAAGUUAAGAAGAAUCAUUCAAUCUAAAAAAUAUCGAAUAAAGAGAAGAUGAUGCUGUUUUUAUAGAAGAUGAACCAGAAAAGGCUUUGGCAAAACUUUUAGCACUUAAUUAAUUAAAUUUUUAAGAAAGACAAGCUUAUGCUAAACAUUUGGCAGAACUCAUAAUAUUGAUAGGAAAUGAAGCAUAAUAAUAAUUGACUUAAAUUAUAAACCAACUAAUUAACGAUAGUGAUGAAAUGAAGAAAAUCUUGAUUCAUUAACUUGAUUUAUUGUUUGAUUAGAUAGACGUAUCAAAGAUUAAACAACAUAUAUUGCCAGCAUUGAUGUAAUUAAUAAAAUAUCAUAAUUUUGACAUUUAAUCCGAUGUUCAAAAAUAGUUAUCUAGAGUGAUUUAGAAACUCUCUAAAGAAGAAAUAAAAGAUUUGAUUCUAAAUGAUUUAGUUCUUAUGAUUCAUGAUGAAUCCAAUGAAGAAAAUAAAAUGAUAGCUUUACAAUUUUUUGGCUCUUAUGCUCAAAUUGCCGAUUAAUAAUCUUUAGAGUCUUUCAUUUCAACUGAAAUAAUAAAUGCAGGUGAGGAUAUAAGCGUUAGAGUAAGAAAGGAAUCAAUUUAAUAAUUACCAUCUAUUGCAAAAUCAGUAAGACCUGAGUUUUUUGUGUCCAAAAUACUUCCUUAUUAUCUUUAGUACAUCUACCAUUAAAUUAUCUUAAUAGAAAAUCUGAAGAUAAGUCAUCAUGGCAUAUACGCAAAGCCUGUGUAGAAAUAAUUGUGA